Molecule: messenger RNA, 2377 nt
Organism: Onthophagus taurus
Lineage: Eukaryota; Metazoa; Arthropoda; Insecta; Coleoptera; Scarabaeidae
Molecular function (GO): protein dimerization activity
Source: RefSeq, a predicted model, not a curated record
AUACGAAAAAAUCACGUAUUUUAUUUGAGGUUAUGUCAGUUAAAUACGUCAGAUGUCAAUAUAACCACUAAAUAAGGUUAUGUGGGUUUGUGUUGUAUUUUGUAUUAACCCACCCCAGCAACUUAAGUAAGGUUAUGUUCUAUGUAUCGAUUAGUAUCGAAUUCAUUUAAUAAUGACUUCUAAAAGUGAAAAACUUAAUUCUACUUGCAAUAUUGGCAAUGACAAUGAUAGUCGCGCUCGUCAUCGCGCUUGUGGCAGGCCACGAAAAAAUGAGUAUGUUAGCUUGGCAUUUGAAUACAUUCAAUCCGGAAGUAAAUACAAUGCAAAAUGUAACGUGUGUAACAAAUUAUUAAAAAACACAGCUAUUAGUAGAUUGAAAUUGCACAGGUAAGCAUAUUUGCAUAUACGUACAAACCAACCACUUUAGUAAAAUCGAUAACUAAUAACUAGUAUCUUUUUAUCUAUCUAGAAAGUCAUGCAAAAUUAUAAAAACAAACUUAUCACCAUCUGUUGAAUCCAGUUCAAUGUCAAUUUGUUUGGAAUCAGAUUCUGAGAUUCAGAAAUUUAAUAAUAAUAACUCCAUUGAUAAUGAUAAUAUGAAUAUUAGCCAAAUCGAUAGUGGUCAAGCAAAACAGGAUGAUGUCGACUAUGACGACAAUAUCAACGUACAAGAAUUGGUAAGCAGUAAUCAUCUAAUUAGUUGUUUUACAACUUGUAGUUUUAUAUUGUUUCUUAAAUAUUCAGGCUGCCUCUGAAGAAGCUAAUAAUACGAUUGAUGUUUACGUUCAACUUCAACAGCCGUUACCAUGGAUUCUCUACCAAGUGCAAGUAGACCUUCAAGUUCAACAACUACGUCUAAAACCGCCAAAUCAAAGAAAAAAGCGUCAAAACUGGAUAACUAUAUAGACACCAUUUCUGUUAAAGAAGAAGACAGCAUUACACAAGCAAUAGCAGAAUUUUUUUUUGCCUGCAACAUUCCAAAAUUGCGUCCUGCCUAUGCAAAAAGAAAACCUGGUAGAAAAACUUUAUCGAGUACUCUAUUGGAUUCUGUAUGCAAUAACUUAAUCACCGAAACUAAAUUUGGAAUAGAUCAAGAAACUGUAGUUCUUAUUGAUGGAUGGAAAAACACCUCAAGUAACUCAAAAAUUAUUACAUGUACACUUCAGACAGUUGGAGGUCAAAGAGCAUUCCUCAAUGCUAGGGAUUUAACUGGUGAAGCAGAAACUGCCCAAAAACUGGUUCACAUAAUAAAUGAAGCAAUAGAUUUGGCUAAACGUACAUACCAUUCCCAAAUAUAUGCAAUUAUAUCUGACAAUGCAAGUGCAAUGGUACGAAUGGGGAAAGAUAUGAAUCAUUGUCUCUGGCAUUCAACGUGCAAUAGCCACACCGCCAACCUUCUAGCCAAAGAUGUACAGGAUAAAGAAUGCACCAAUUCUGUUACAACUGUUUUAAAGGAAUUUAAACAAGCGGACAAUGAAAGGGCUAUAACAGAAAAAGGUGGUACCAAAAUUAAACUUCCAUGUGAAACACGAUGGUGUAGCUAUCAAAAAUCAUACAAAUGUCUGUUAGAUAAUUUAAGAAUAAUGAGGGUUAUUGCAGCUGAAACUGAUUCAACUUGUAAAAGAAUUAAAUCAAAAGUAGUAUCAUUACUUUUCGAUGAAGAUUUCAUCGAUAAAGUAAGAAAUCAAUUAUCUUUAUAUGAGCCUAUUUGCCAGCUAAUAAAUAAUUGUCAGUCCCAAGACGCAUCAAUAGCAGAUGCCGUGCACUUUUGGCUUGAAUUAACUUUGCCCGAUAAUUUCAAAGAUAAAUAUUCUGCGGCUUUGGCUGCCAGAAAGAAAAUGGCAUUAAAUGUAUAUGCAUUAACUGCAUAUUAUUUGCAUCCUGUAUAUGAAAACAAAAAACUCAAUUCAGAGCAUCUUAGAGAAAUACAUGCCUUUUUGUUUAAAAUACUUAGCGCCCAAGGUUGCGAAGAAUGGGAUAACUACGAACGCAAUGUUGGGAUUUUUCCACAAAUCAAAGAGAAGAAUAUAACAAAACCUUUAUUAUUUUGGAGAAUGGCAGAAAUGGAAAACAAGGAGUUACCACAAGUUGCAUUAAAAUUAUUAAAAAUGCCAGCGUCUUCGGGCGAAAUCGAAAGGGUUUUUUCAAAUUGGGGAUAUAUCCAUUCUUCAAUUAGAAAUCGUCUUGGAUUUGAAAAAUCCAAAAAACUAGUAUAUAUUUACUACACCUUAAAAAUUAAAGAUAAUUGUCAAAAUUAUGACUGGGAUGAAAGUGAAGUUGAGACUACGCUUGAGGGUGAAGAUUGAAUAAGUCAAUAUUAUAUUUUUUAAUAAAUGCAUUUGGUUAACGUUGACAAUAAAUAAUAUUUGACUUGCGA